This is a messenger RNA of Eleginops maclovinus (Patagonian blennie), 4401 nucleotides long. RefSeq lists its product as uncharacterized. Lineage: Eukaryota; Metazoa; Chordata; Actinopteri; Perciformes; Eleginopidae. The record is from RefSeq and is a predicted model, not a curated record. The transcript has 6 exons. The coding region runs from base 135 to 4280 and encodes 1381 amino acids.
AGUGCCAUCCGUGCACUUUCCCCACUUCGCAGAUCAGCUUUUAAUAAACCUAACAUAAGCGGAGAAGUAGUUGUGACUCGUGUAAGGACAAAUACCCUGCCCUAUCGUCGGUGGCUUUACGCACAGCGGCAGAGAUGGCGAAGAGUUCCUCCAGAAAGUCUCUCAAAAGUUUGUUCUCCAGGAGUGAAGCCAACCUGCCAGAGUCAGUGGAGAAGGACAAUAAUGAGGGAGAGAAGAAGAGGUACAAGUUCUUAAAGUUCAAAACAAAACCGAAGAGUGUCCCUGCCCCCGUGAAGCCGGCUAAUGAGAGCCAGCAUCUGCACAGUGCUGCUGAGCCCAGUCACACUGUUGAGGAUGGAGAGGCGAUGGCUGACAUCACCUCAGACAACAAGAGAUCUUCUCUCUACGGCACCGCACCCAGGUCAAAGAGCAAAGAGUUGAGCUACUCAGAUCUGGACCUGCGAAAGCCAAAAAGGUUUGCUACCUUCUCCUUUGGUUUUAAAAAGAGAAAGAAGAAUGAAGAGGGAAUCUCUAAGAGCGUAUUUGGCCUUCGUAGACCUGAGAUUGAAGAGCAAGAGGAGACCCCUUCGGACAUCAGUCAGAUGGAGUUGGAUCAGGCCAACAAAAGGUUCAGCAUGUCUCAACCAGAGCUCGACACCUUUGAUACAUUCGACAUCCCCUCUCCUCCCCCUGUGGCCACAAACCACUCAGAAUCAUAUUUUACUUUCCAAAACCAACCGCAGUCAUCAGUUUCAAGUAUUUUUGACGUACAUAAGGAACCACAAAAAGUACCGAUUGCUAGCAUCCCUGAGAUAGAUAAUCUGGGCUCAUUGGAGGAAAAAGAGAAUAUUCCUUUUCAUUAUAACUCCAAUCUAUCGGCCCCUCAGACUCUAACAGAAACCACCUCUGAUGUCGAAAACCAAACUGUACCUAGCCAACUAGCUAGCCAGCCCCCAAGCUUGGAUCACAAAGCUGUCGCUGGUAACCCCACAAGCAACGACAUGAGUGACAAUGAUAUUCUGCAGCAGUCCAACACAAAAACAGAAAUCCCUUUCACUGAAUCCCCCGGAGUUACAUUACCACAUAAUCAACCUGAUGCCCCUGACAUAGCUUUAACGCAACACGGCACACACUCCCUAGCAAGUGUUGAUGCAGCAAUUACCGACUCAAUCCCCGUUCCUCACCCUAAAUACUCAAAUCUAGUCACAGAUUGUACUUCUAUCCACCAAGAAGUCUCAAUUUCUGGAUCUGAGAAAUUUACUCCUGAAACUGCCACGAGUGUAACCACAACUUCAGCUGUUUGCAGGGAAAAAAGUUCUCAGCCUGUCAGUGAAUAUGCCGUCUAUGGGGCACUGUAUGACUCACUUUUCCCCCAGAGUUUUACCUCGGAGAUAUUGUCGUCCCUCUCAAACCCUCCACCUAAGGUCCAUACCGAGAUUAUUCAUCUUAACACCAAAUCGAAGCCGGUAGUGGUAAAAACGCUUAAUGAAUAUCACACAGAAACUAAUGAUAUUAACCACAGAUAUCCACAUUCCUCUCUCAGUUCAGGUUCUUCACCAGUUAACUUUCCUUACACAGAUAUGACCCACCUACUUUUAGAAGUGAAAUCAGACAGUUUUAGCCCUGUUCAAGACAAUGCCAGUUCAGUCCCCAAGGUUGAGUGCUCUGCCCCUCCCAUUUCUGAAUGUGUAACAUCCCAAGUGGCAGACACUCAGGUUACUGCCUCCAAACAGAGAGUGAUCCUAGUGAAACAGUUAGUCGAGGACGAAGCCAUCACCGGUCCUGUCAGUCCCGUGCCUGAAAAGAUGAGCUCAGCAAAGCGCCUUGAGAUAAGAAUUGAAACAAGAGAGACUUUUUUUGCUCCUUCUGGAACGACAGAUGGCUCUGAAGGGCCUUUAAGUCCUGCAUACCUGAGCGUGGGAUCAGAUGAAGGUAGUGUCAUGGAGAUCUACUACAGUGCUGAAGAGGACAACGCAGAAGAGAGCGGGGAAGAAGAAAUGUACACGAUGGAUGAAAGGGGAGAAAUGUCAAUGGUAGAUGGGGGGACAGAGGCUGAGUUUCAACAGCAAGAGGAGAUUGCAGAAAGAUGGAUAAGAAAGAGAGAUGAGGGAGAAUUUCGGGGGGUGAUUGUUAAAGUGCAAAAUGAGGUAGGCAUGAUAGGCAAUGAAGAAAGGAAAGAGGAUGUCGAAAGCCAAAGUGUAGUGGAGAAAAAAGUGGCAGGUCAGAGGCCUCAGGUUCAAGUGCAGGACACUGAAACAUCUAUGUUUCUUGUAAGCAGUGAUGCAAGGAGUCAGGAGAACGGAGUAGCAACCAAAGUGUUGCCACAGGUGAAAGAAGAGGGGGAGGGGGAGGAGGAGCGAGAGAAGGAGUUACUGGCCACACCGGUUCAGCAGGUGAAAACACUGAUGGUAUGCAACUUUGCUCCACCCUCCACUGAGCUGCAUGGACAGGGGGAGGGGUCCAGGGGAAACUGGACUGAGGAAUUGGAGAAAGAAGACCACUCUAAUGGGGACACCCAACUCCCGAGCGAGGUGAUACAGUAUCUGACUCAUAAAGGCAUCAUGAACUCUGUGCUUGUAAAUGCUGAUUCCAGUAUCACAAGAGAGGAAGACAUGUUCACACCCAGAUUGAGAGAGGCCGAAGAGCUAGUUUCACUGACUGGGGUGGCACACAAAAUAGUUGAAGUGAGCAAAGAAAGCAUAGAAAGCAGCAGUGUCACUACAGCAAAUGCAGUCACAGAUACGCCUGCUAGGGUGGAGGUUGUCUCAGGUAGUUUGACUCGCAGUGCUGAGCUGCAAUCAGAUGCCACGGAGGUUGAACACAAUAGGGUCCUAAAGAGUAGUGAGUGGGUAGAUACAAUUACUCAGAGCACAUACAGAACCAGGACAGUGCAAGAACAGGUGGCAGUCGAGUUGUCAGCCCCUAACGUAGACGCACAACGUCCUGCUGCAGAGACACCGAUACAUACAUCAGAGAGAUACGGGCAUCCGGAAGAAGUGCAACCCGACCUGAAUCAGGGAUCCCUAACAGUAGCUUCAGGAGUCUUUGUUUUAGAGAAUCAGCUGGCUAAAGUCGAAAAGGAAUCUGUGGGCGAAAUGAGCUCAGGCUACAGCAGCCUGAACACCAAACUUUCGUUAAAGAAGACCUCUCUCCCUGAAGAGGAUGAUACCAAAUAUCGUUACCGUAAAGUGUCUCUGAUCACUGAGGCCACUGAGGAUAGCAAGGACACAGUUGACUCCAGCAAAACAAGCACCACUUUCACUGAUCCAAACGGAACAGACAUGGGCUCGGAGUACAGAUGGAGGAACAAAUUUGAUGGGGUUUCUCAGUACACACCGUACACAAGAGAGGAUUCCUCCUAUUCUGAUCCUCUGAGUGACAGAAUGUCAAGCUCCUACUCAAGUAUCUACUCCUCCUCUGAUCUCCCAGAGGCUGCAGCAUACAAACACCUGAGCGACACCUCCCCAUCCCUCUCUUUAGAGGAGCGGUAUGGCAGCAGACUGACUGACAGGAGCAAAAUAUAUCAGAGCUAUGAAAGCGAGCCAGCAGAGGCACCAAAGGAUGAGUGGAGGAGGAGUUUAGUGGAGCAGGAGGAGCCUGCUGCACCUGCCAUGGAGAGGCAGGGAGAGGCAGAGGCAGAGUCAGAGAGGAUAAAGUCAGGCUGGGACUCACAGCAGCUACCUUCAUCCGGCUUCACGUCAACACAACAAUCCAGCGAGGACACCUUCGACAAUUUCCAAGACAAAGGCGACGACUCAUCCCGCUUUACUGGAGUGUUCAAGGCAACACUCGUGGAGCUGGUUUCCGAACCUGCAGCUCGCCCCUCCACUCCCCCUGCCUCCCCAGACCAAGACUCCCCUUACCAGUUGGACAUGGAUAGCCUGGUGGAUACCCUGAAGAACAUGGGACCUGCCUUAAGACCCAGGAACAUGGGACUUCGUGGGCCUCCUCCGGUUCUCGUCUCCUCCCUGCCACCAAUCGUUGAGGAUACUCCCAGCCACAACAACUUUGACAUCCCUGACUCCAUUGGCAGCCCCACAAAAAAGAUUGCGGCAAUAGGCAACCCUGCAGAGUCCCUCAAAGGGAUGUACACUCUGCCCGCUGACCUGGGACUGAAGAGGAACAUCGCCCGAGACACUCGCUCACCACUGGAACUAUUAAAACAGAGCCAGCAGGAGCAGCAGCAGCCUGGAUCCAACAUCUUGAACUUGCCCCUGAGAGCAUCUGCUACCAACAGUUUAGUAAUGAGAACAUCCUUUGACUCUUCCUCUGAGAAUUAAAAUCCCCAGUGCUCAAUGGAAAUGACUUUCAUUCAGCUUCCAGCAUUGGCUCACGUCUAGAAAACAGUGUCAUCUUUAAAAACCAUAGGUCAGCAUCCAUAGAUCAGACCAUGGAAAACGG